AUGACGGAUCAAUUCGCCUUCUCCUAUCCAUCCCCGCUGGAGGGUUAUGAAAACCUCGAGCCCUUGUCUGAGUUAGUGUCACGCGAGUCGUUUGCGAUAUACGGCGCAAUACCCACGACUAGCAUGCUAACCAUCCGGAAAAUCAGAGAGCGCAACGACGAUGGCAAGUCCUUUAAGAACCCCCAGCACGGUGUUCUCAGCAAAGCCUACGAAGAAUUCCCCGAUCCACUGUGCAAAGACCGUCGCGGUGGCUUCGACAUUCAUAUCUACCAUUUCCAGACGAAUCCCGAUCAAGUCGCAUAUGCCAAAGCCCUAUGGGAGCGCAUCCGACGUGAAUUCCCCGAACUCCGCAUUUAUGCCUUCUUCGACAGACCCAUCGGCCCGCAUCCGGUCGCCAUGUUCGAAGUCAACCUCUUCACGCCGGCACAAUUCGGGGCUUUCAUCCCCUGGCUGGUGAUUAACCGGGGACCGCUUAGUGCGUUGGUACAUCCAAAUACGGUGGAUGAGGAGGAGGAGCGGAAUCAUACACAGCGGGCGACGUGGUUGGGGGAUCGGAUUCCGUUGGAUUUGAGGGUUUUUAAGUUGAUGAAGGAGAGGCAGAAGAGGGAGGAGGAGGCGGAGAGAGUGAAGGCGAAAGAGAAGGAGGGGAGGCUGUAG
Penicillium cataractarum is the source of this 657-nucleotide messenger RNA. Its product is annotated as DOPA 4,5-dioxygenase family protein. The record is from RefSeq and is a predicted model, not a curated record. Bases 1 to 657 code for a protein of 218 amino acids. The transcript has 3 exons. NCBI's taxonomy places the organism in Eukaryota, Fungi, Ascomycota, Eurotiomycetes, Eurotiales, Aspergillaceae.